Neopsephotus bourkii (Bourke's parrot) is the source of this 1548-nucleotide messenger RNA. RefSeq names its product nudix hydrolase 12 (gene NUDT12). Lineage: Eukaryota; Metazoa; Chordata; Aves; Psittaciformes; Psittacidae. The coding region runs from base 34 to 1428 and encodes 464 amino acids. Gene Ontology annotation, cellular component: cytosol. Gene Ontology annotation, molecular function: metal ion binding; NADH pyrophosphatase activity; protein binding. The record is from RefSeq and is a predicted model, not a curated record. The transcript has 7 exons. Gene Ontology annotation, biological process: NADP+ catabolic process; NAD+ catabolic process.
GGUUGCUGUGGAAAUCGAGCUCACGUUGAUCCAAUGACAGACUUUGAAAAGAACCUCCAUCGGGACACGAUUUCCCAGCUGCACAGUACUGCAGCUGUUGGAGAUGCAGCCAAACUGAAAACGUUGCUCAGCGUUUAUCCGUCACUCAUCAAUGCAGCUGCAGAUAAUGGCUGGACAGCCCUGAUGUAUGGUGCCAGGAAUGGACACCUUGAGGUUGUGCGGAUUCUUCUUGCAGAAGGGUGUGACAGGACCAUUGUUAAUAAAUCAAGGCAGACAGCUCUAGACAUUGCUAAAUUUUGGGGGUACAAGCACAUAGCUAAUUUGUUGGCUGAUGUGAAGGGUGGGCAGAGACCUACUUUUCUGUCAAAUGAAGCAGAGGAAUAUGAAAAUUAUUUUAGCUUGACACUUCUGGACAGAAGGAGUGAUAAAAGAACAGAUACCAAGUGGCUAAACAAAAAACAAAGCCAUCCAACUACAGUGUACAUUCUUUUCUCAAAUCUAAGUCCUUUGGUUACUUUGCGUGAGGGAACAGAGAGCUCUCAGCAGUCAAAAGUAAAGCUUUGCAGGCUAUGCCACAAGGAUGUGGAGCAGUACAUGAACCAAACUGAAGACAGAACCUUGAUUUUUCUGGGAGUUGAACUUCAGUUCCACGUGAACCUGCUGGCUCCUUGCAAUGGAAGAGUUCUGCAAGAGGAUGGAGAGGAUGCGUUAGUUGCUUGGUUUGCUCUUAGCAUAGAUUCUGCUUCAGCUGAAGAAUUUAAGCAGAAGCAUGAGGACUGUUACUUUCUUCACCCACCAAUGCCAACGCUACUGCAGCUGCCUGAAAGAGAAGCUGGAGUAGUAGCCCAAGCUAGAUCUGUUCUAGCAUGGCACAGCCGCUACCGAUUCUGCCCAACAUGUGGGAGUGUAACCAAGAUUGAAGAAGCGGGUUAUAAGAAAACUUGUUUAAAAGAAGAUUGUCCCAGUCUCCAAGGUGUUCACAACACAUCAUAUCCAAGAGUUGAUCCUGUUGUAAUAAUGCAAGUCAUCCAUCCAAAUGGCAAUCGCUGCCUUUUAGGUAGGCAGAAGAGGUUUCCCCCAGGAAUGUUUACCUGUCUUGCUGGAUUUGUAGAACCUGGUGAAACAAUAGAAGAUGCUGUCCGAAGAGAAGUAGAAGAGGAGGCUGGAGUCAAAAUUGGCCAUGUUCAGUAUGUCUCUUGUCAGCCAUGGCCAAUGCCCUCCUCCUUAAUGAUUGGCUGCUUAGCUGUUGCAGUGUCUACAGAAAUUAAAGUUGACAAGAAUGAAAUAGAGGAUGCCCGCUGGUUCACUAGAGAACAGGUCAUAGAAGUUCUUAUCAAAGGAAACCAGCGGUCAUUCUUUGUACCACCGAGUCAAGCUAUUGCGCACCAGUUGAUAAAACAUUGGAUUGGAAUGAAUGCUAAUCUUUAAUUCUAAUAAGUGAUUUAUUGCUGUUAUGCUCUGAAUGUUUGAUUUGGCAUUUUCUGUCCUCCACUGGAAUGAGUCACAGCAUUACAAAAAGGCCUGACCUUGCCUCCUGUUUGAACACUG